Molecule: messenger RNA, 1005 nt
Organism: Echinococcus granulosus
Lineage: Eukaryota; Metazoa; Platyhelminthes; Cestoda; Cyclophyllidea; Taeniidae
Product: Derlin-1
Exons: 9
Coding region: 1-1005 (334 amino acids)
Biological process (GO): endoplasmic reticulum unfolded protein response
Cellular component (GO): Hrd1p ubiquitin ligase ERAD-L complex; endoplasmic reticulum membrane
Molecular function (GO): misfolded protein binding; ubiquitin-specific protease binding
Source: RefSeq, a predicted model, not a curated record
AUGGCUGGCAAUGAUCUCGCUGAUGCCUACUACAGUAUACCUCGCAUUACCAGAUACUGGCUAACGGCUACAAUCAUCUUUUCUUUGAUUGGGAGAUUUGGAUUAAUCAGUGCCUAUUCUCUCAUUUUAAUUUGGAGCAAGUUCUUUUAUGACCUCCAGCUUUGGCGCCCCAUAACCGCACUCUUCUUUUAUCCCAUAACGCCUCAAACGGGUUUCCACUUUCUCAUUAAUUUGUAUUUUCUCUACUCAUAUUCUAUGCGUUUGGAAACAAGCACAUUCAGUGGAAGACCUGCGGAUUAUGUGUUUAUGUUGCUUGUUAACUGGAUAACGCUGACACUGGUCGGUUUCCUUCUCAAUAUUUACCUUCUCUUCGAACCCAUGGUUCUUAGUGUCAUCUACGUUUGGAGCCAAUUGAACAGGGAUCUCAUCGUUCAAUUUUGGUUUGGAACUAGCUUCAAGGCCGUAUAUUUCCCCUGGGUUCUUGUUGUUUUUAAUCUCAUUAUCCGCGGAAGUGCUACCAUGGAACUGAUGGGAAUAUUCGUCGGUCACGUCUACUACUUCUUCUCACAUCAAUAUCCUCUCGAGUACGGUGGGCCCCAGCUCUUGAGGACUCCCGAUUUUCUAUAUCGUUUGUAUCCGGUGGAGCGGAACUUCGCCUCCGGUUUCGGUGUUCCCCCACCUCGCAUGCGGAGAAGCGAUGAUACCUCCAGUCGCGGCUUUCCUGGACGCGUUCGUGAGUGGGAAAGAGAUGCCCUGCUUGAGAAAAUACUCUCCAAAUCCCGGCUGAUUCUCGGGUGUGGACUCCGAAGCGCCAAACCGACUGCUGAGCGCCAGGCCUUGAAGGUAAAAAGGCCGGGCCUUCAUCAGCAGCGCAUGAAAUUAUUGCGAAUGGAAUUGCAACAUCAAUCGCGAGAGGAAGCGGCCACUGUGCUAAAUUCCUCCUCAUUUCAGCUGACAACAAUGUCCACUGGACGAGUGCGGAACGACUGGCGAAGUGUUUGGUGA